GAAUGUUUGAGUUCCUGUUUUGGAGGUCGGGACUUGCAGAGGGCUGGGGAUGUGGUCCCUGGGCUCUGGGUGCUUGGUCCCCGGGCGUGCGUGGCGAAAGAGGGCCUGAUCAGACCGCUGUUCUCCAGCUGCGCCGGGAGGCCCGCCUUCGCCGCGAGUACCUGUACCGCAAGGCCCGCGAGGAGGCACAGCGAGCCGCGCACGAGAGAAAGGAGAAGGUGCGGCGCGCGCUGGAAGAGAACCGCCUGAUUCCCACUGAGUUGCGCCGGGAGGCUCUGGCCUUACAGGAGUCCCUGGAGUUUGAGGAUGCCGGUGGUGAAGGUGUGACCAACCACAUGGAUGAUGAAUAUCGAUGGGCAGGGGUCGAGGAUCCCAAGGUCAUGAUCACUACCUCCCGUGACCCCAGUUCCCGCCUAAAGAUGUUUGCAAAGGAGCUGAAGUUGGUGUUCCCAGGUGCCCAGCGCAUGAACCGUGGCCGACAUGAGGUGGGGGCACUGGUGCGAGCCUGCAAGGCCAACGGGGUCUCUGACCUGCUAGUUGUCCACGAGCAUCGAGGCACACCUGUGGGCUUCAUCGUCAGCCACCUGCCCUUCGGCCCUACUGCUUACUUCACACUGUGCAACGUGGUCAUGCGGCAUGAUGUUCCCGACCUGGGCACUGUGUCAGAGGCCAAGCCUCACCUCAUCAUGCAUGGCUUCUCCUCCCGCCUGGGCAAGCGGGUCUCUGACAUACUCCGUUACCUGUUCCCGGUACCCAAAGAUGACAGCCACCGAGUCAUCACCUUUGCGAACCAGGACGAUUACAUCUCCUUCCGGCACCAUGUGUACAAGAAGACUGACCACCGCAGCGUGGAGCUGACUGAGGUCGGGCCUCGCUUUGAACUGAAGUUGUACAUGAUCCGCCUGGGCACGCUGGAGCAGGAAGCCACAGCAGACAUGGAGUGGCGCUGGCAUCCCUACACCAACACUGCGCAUAAGAGGGUCUUUCUGAGCGACGAGUGAGCCCACUUGCUGGUCAGGACGUGGACCUGGACCCAGGAGAUGGGGGGGGGUUAGAAUAAAGUCUGUGUGCCACACCA
Molecule: messenger RNA, 1078 nt
Organism: Diceros bicornis minor
Lineage: Eukaryota; Metazoa; Chordata; Mammalia; Perissodactyla; Rhinocerotidae
Gene: IMP4
Product: IMP U3 small nucleolar ribonucleoprotein 4
Exons: 8
Coding region: 3-1001 (332 amino acids)
Biological process (GO): rRNA processing
Cellular component (GO): nucleolus; Mpp10 complex; small-subunit processome
Molecular function (GO): snoRNA binding; rRNA primary transcript binding
Source: RefSeq, a predicted model, not a curated record